Messenger RNA from Lutra lutra (Eurasian river otter), 4926 nucleotides. RefSeq names its product cholinergic receptor muscarinic 3 (gene CHRM3). Gene Ontology annotation, molecular function: G protein-coupled acetylcholine receptor activity; G protein-coupled serotonin receptor activity. The transcript is spliced from 7 exons. Bases 1047 to 2909 code for a protein of 620 amino acids. The record is from RefSeq and is a predicted model, not a curated record. Gene Ontology annotation, cellular component: dendrite; plasma membrane; synapse. NCBI's taxonomy places the organism in Eukaryota, Metazoa, Chordata, Mammalia, Carnivora, Mustelidae. Gene Ontology annotation, biological process: saliva secretion; adenylate cyclase-inhibiting G protein-coupled acetylcholine receptor signaling pathway; positive regulation of smooth muscle contraction.
GGAGGAGGAGCGCGGGAGGAAGGAGAGGAGGAGCGGCGAGCAGUAGCCACGAUCGCCACCACCAGGCAGAGGACGAGUUCGUGAGGAGGGAAAGACCCUCCUCCCACUUGGAGCGCCUGGUGUCUGCUUUCGGAAAAAGAGAAUACAGGAUAAAGGAGGAGAAGGAAAGAAGAAGGGGGAAGAAAGUGAGGAGGGACAGAGAGGGGGAGAAAAAAAGAGAACAGUGAGGGCCGGUGCGUGCAGGGAGCCUGAGGCGCGGGGGCGGCCGUGCCGAGCCAAGAGCGCUGCCGCUUGGGCAGGUGCCGGGCCGCUGCCUGGAGGCGGCAUGUGACGCGGCCGCAGCUGCCCGCGGGCGGAGCGCUCUCGGACCCGGGAGCGCACACCGCGGGGCAAGUCGGUGCCAUCCGGAUCCCCAGGCUCUUCGUGAGUUCGCCGGCGGCAGCCUCGCUUCUGCAAAGACGCGCGAUGAGCCGAAGGGCGGCUCCGGGCAUGGGCGUGUGGUCCUAGGACACUCUCUCCGUGAGUUCCGAGCAGCAGGCGACUAAGGGACGGCGGACCAGGCGCCUCCCGCGUGUCGGGGAGGCGCGGGCGACCGCCGUGGGACAGUCACCUGGAGCGCAGCGGCCAGAUCUGAACAGUGAUGGCACACAUUUCGGUUACGAGUUGCUCAGUGAGCUGUGGGUUGACGGAAGUAUGAGGGUCCCUGUUGUGAUGUACACCUGGAAGACCCUUCACUAGUAGGUUCCCUCUGGGAGAGAUGAGGAGGAAAAGCAGGGAUGAUGUUUCACUUUCAUUUAGGAUGGAGAGCGGCAUCUCCCAACACAGAUCUUUUUGCAACUGUGUUCUGAUCAGAGGCCAAAUAAUUGACAUUCGGAACUUCCACUAAGGUACUAUAAGCUUUCUUGGGGACAUGGCCCCUGUUUUCUUCCUGCAAGAAAAAUUCAGCGCACAGCAGAGUCCUUAGUCAAUUGGAUUGCUUUGAGGAUCCUACCUGGAUUAGGUCAGUGGAGGGAAACACAACCCAGACUCUGUGUUUGUGCUGGCCCAUGCAAGAGGAUGUGGGAACAACUCUCUCUGACUCAUCUUUUCAUGAGCAUGAACAUGAGCAUCAGCACAAACUAUGUCCGAGAAUCACAAUGAGCUUGCACACUAACAGUACAACCUCGCCUUUGUUUCCAAACAUCAGCUCGUCCUGGGUGCAUAGCCCCUCAGAUGCUGGGCUGCCCCCAGGCACGGCCACUCACCUUGGCAGCUACAACGUCUCUCGGGCGGCCGGGAAUUUCUCCUCUGCCAAUGACACCACCAGCGACCCGCUGGGAGGCCACACCAUCUGGCAGGUGGUCUUCAUCGCCUUCUUAACGGGAGUCCUGGCCUUGGUGACCAUCAUCGGCAACAUCCUGGUGAUCGUGGCCUUCAAGGUCAACAAGCAGCUGAAGACGGUCAAUAACUACUUCCUCUUAAGUCUGGCCUGUGCCGAUCUGAUUAUUGGGGUCAUUUCCAUGAACCUGUUUACCACCUACAUCAUCAUGAAUCGGUGGGCUUUAGGAAACUUGGCCUGCGACCUCUGGCUCUCCAUUGACUAUGUGGCCAGCAAUGCCUCGGUCAUGAACCUUCUGGUCAUUAGCUUUGACAGGUACUUCUCCAUCACGCGGCCGCUCACGUACCGAGCCAAACGAACGACAAAACGAGCUGGCGUGAUGAUCGGCCUGGCGUGGGUCAUCUCCUUCGUCCUCUGGGCCCCGGCCAUCCUGUUCUGGCAGUACUUUGUCGGGAAGAGGACGGUGCCGCCCGGCGAGUGUUUCAUCCAGUUCCUCAGCGAGCCCACCAUCACGUUCGGGACGGCCAUCGCUGCCUUCUACAUGCCUGUCACCAUCAUGACUAUUUUAUACUGGAGGAUCUAUAAGGAGACUGAGAAACGUACCAAAGAGCUUGCCGGGCUGCAGGCCUCGGGGACAGACGCAGAGGCCGAGAACUUUGUCCACCCCACGGGGAGCUCUCGGAGCUGCAGCAGCUAUGAGCUGCAGCAGCAGAGCCUGAAACGCUCGUCCCGGAGGAAGUACGGCGGCUGCCACUUCUGGUUCGCCACCAAGAGCUGGAAACCCAGCGCCGAGCAGAUGGACCCCGACCACAGCAGCAGCGACAGCUGGAAUAACAACGAUGCAGCCGCCUCCCUGGAGAACUCGGCCUCUUCCGACGAGGAGGACAUCGGCUCCGAGACCCGCGCCAUCUACUCCAUCGUGCUCAAGCUGCCCGGGCACAGCACCAUCCUCAACUCCACCAAGCUACCCUCUUCGGACAACCUGCAGGUGCCCGACGAGGCGCUGGGGGCGGCCGACCCGCAGAGGAAAGCUGGCAAGCUGCAGGCCCAGAAGAGCAUGGACGAUGGCGCCGGCUUCCAGAAAAGCUUCUCCAAGCUCCCCAUCCAGCUAGAGUCCGCCGUGGACACAGCCAAGGCGUCGGAGGCCAACUCCUCAGUGGGCAAGACCACGGCCACUCUACCUCUGUCCUUCAAGGAGGCCACUCUGGCCAAGAGGUUUGCUCUGAAGACCCGAAGCCAGAUCACCAAGCGGAAGCGGAUGUCGCUCAUCAAGGAGAAGAAGGCGGCGCAGACGCUCAGUGCCAUCUUGCUGGCCUUCAUCAUCACCUGGACCCCGUACAACAUCAUGGUUCUGGUGAACACCUUUUGUGACAGCUGCAUACCCAAAACCUAUUGGAAUCUGGGCUACUGGCUGUGCUACAUCAACAGCACCGUGAACCCCGUGUGCUAUGCGCUGUGUAACAAAACAUUCCGAACCACUUUCAAGAUGCUGCUGCUCUGCCAGUGCGACCGGCGGCGGCGGCGGAAGCAGCAGUACCAGCAGAGACAGUCCGUCAUCUUCCAUAAGCGCGUGCCCGAGCAGGCCUUGUAGGGGGGGCUCGGCCCAGCGCAGCAGCCACGCGCACGCAUCCACCCGCUGACCUCCGGGGAGCGCCGGCCGGCAGUGGGGUGAUUGCCGGGGUGAUCAAAAGGGGCUUGUCUUUUUAUCACCCAGAUAUGAAGGAAGCUGCCUGUUUACUGACCCAGUGAAUAAACCCAUUUUAAUAUAGAAAGACACCAAGUCAGCAAAAAAAACAAAACAAAAACAAAAACAAAAAACAUAUUCCUAAAUAUAAAGAAAUUUAUUCUGAAAUAGACUUUGGUUUUUUUUCCCUCAAAGAGGGGGGGAAAAAUGUUUCAUAGCAAUUCCACACCCAAAUCGGUCUGCUGGGUUCUCUGAAUCCCCGUUAGCACGGGAAAUCUUAGCUGACCAUCACUAGCUGAGCCCGCGGCCACGUUCCUUCCAAGGAGCCCAUGCAGGGCAAUCCAGGUCCCACAAGGAACACAUCAGGCUAGUAAAUCGGUGGUUCAGAAAUUACUUCAUACGUUGCAAAGCUGAACCUUCUUGUCCCAAUAGAGCUUCCCCGUCUUCUUUAGUGUAUUGUUCAACUCUAUUUGUGGACUUGAUUCUUACAAAGUACUGUUUCGUGCAUUUCCAGUUUCGUACCAAUAAAAAUAUACAAGUAUAUAUAUGUGUGUGUGUGUGUGUGAGAGAGAGACUUCUGCACACACACACAGUGUAUAUAAUAUACUGGGAAUCACUGAGCUGGCAAAUUAUUCUUGCAAUAUAUGCUUUCAGUACUUUGAUAACUGAAGUUCUCUAGGAUCCUAACACAACAUAAAAGUGAAAUAAACCCAGUGUAAUGUUUUGGAAACCAGGGCUCCCCCCCAAACCAUCCCGGGGAAUGCAGCAGCGCACAGCCAGACUCUUGAGUGUAAGCCGUGUAAGCCGGGUGCUUUGCUGAUCUCGACAGAGUUCCAGCAAACCGGGGCCCCUCUGAGCGAGCCCCAACCACGAACCACAUCCACGGGGUUGAAUCUAAUCGUCCAAAUCUGAAUGUUGCCCAACAAAAUUUCUGCUAUCUCAGCUGCUUGAAACUCAUAGUGUCGCGCUUGAAUGUCACACGCAGCAAUAUCUAUGGCAAAGCGCCCCGGUGACACCGUGAAGUGGGGGGAGAACGUGGUGUUGGAGGUCCUGCUACCUAGCCCCUUCUAGAUGCAAAAGGGCAUCCCCCUGCGUUACCUAGCUGUGGCCAGCGCUCUCCGGGGUUCCUUGCGCAACCCUCACUCAGUCACGGUGGGGUUCAGGAACUUUCCUGUCCUCCGAAGAAAGUAUUAACACUUUGAAAAGUAUUUCUUCAAGUUCAUUUCCUUAACCUUUUGAAAAAAAUGAUUCUGUAUCUCCUUUGAAUUGAUCCAAAAGCUCAAUGUUGUACUGAGGGGCGGGUGGGAGGGGGUGCCACCGUGGCUUGUCAUUUUUGUCACUGUUGUAGUUGUUGGGGUUCCUUCUUUUCCUUUCACCGGGGCAGUGUGGGGAGCGGGAGGGGAGGGGGCGGGGUGGGGGGGUCGAGAAGAAAUCUCACCUCUGUACAGGGCCUCGGGUCGUGGACCCCGGGCCGGGGUAGAAGCUGCUUCUGUGUUCACUGUGAGCUGGUGUUUACAGGUGACAACAGUGGGUGUGGGCUCAGUGGUGUCUGUGUUUCUGAACUAUUUAAUUUCAUGUUCUGUUUAUAUGAAGAAAUAUUUAUGCAUACUUCACCAAGUGUCUAUUUAAUGUUGAUAAAUAUUACCCUUCGGUCUUCAGCCGUGGUGUCCCUCGAAAGUGAUUCUUUCAAGUCCCCCGAGCAAUCAGUGCAGUCAGUCAAGCUUUUCAUAAGGCUGAGGAGAAGACGACGGCCAUCCUGCUGGCAGCAACAAGUCCCUAGCUCCUGGGGAAUAAAAAAUCAACUGUGACUUUGACGGAAACGUGGAAAAACCACUCUUUCGUUGAACCUGAUGGGAAAUGAACGAAGCAACCCUCCACCUUGGUGUUUGAAAUUACAUGACAAUGGUAAAAAAAAAUAAAUAAA